AUGGCGGCCACUAUGGUUAACAAGAGUGGGAGUAGCCCUGCUGCAUCAUCACCUUCUUCAGAACCAUCAUUAGAAUCAUCUUUUCCACCUCAAGUGUCUUCUUCGUCAUCCUUAUCUUCAGACACUCUAUCUACCAGCAUUAAAACCAACAACAGUGAUGUCAGGGAAACUUCUUUCUCAUCAACACCUGAUCAUUUAUGCAACAAUGAACCACAUAAUGUGACAGAAAAUUCAUUGGAGCAAAAAAGCAAAAUCAUCAUUCGCUAUUCGAAAGCAUGUGAAAAGUGUAAAAAUGUGUGCAACUCAAGUGAGCAGGGCGACAACAAAAACAGCAACAAGGAAAAUUACUCAUUUGAGUUGUUGAAUUCUGAUAACAGAGGAAAUGGCAAGAGUUCUUCUAACUGCAGCAACAACUGCAAUAGAAAUGUAGUGUUAACAGCUGGAAAGCAGCAAACGUCAGUGGAACCUUCAGUGAGUAUCAGCACUACUAACUCAACUACUACAGCCAAUAACAAUAUUGAGAAUGCUGUGACCUCGGUACCUUCUGCGAUACCUUCUGCCUUAAUUCCUAGUAUUGUUUCUCAGCCUACAACCACUACUUCUACUACUACUGCUACUGCUACUUGUUCUGUUGCUACAAACGUUAAAGCUAAGAAUGAUAAUCUUGUCAGUUUGAACAAGCAUAAACAAUCUCGGCCACAACACUCUACACCCUUCCACAAUCAUGCACCACCCUCGUUCAGAAUGCAACAACAUCAACAAAUUCUGCCUCAACAACAACAACAACAACAACUAUUUCCUCAGAGGUUAAAUCAUUGGUCACGAAACGUCAAUCGCAACAACAAUCAUAAUAAUCAAAACAACAACAAAAGUUAUCAGGAUUGUACAACUAAGAUGACAUACGGUGGUAGAAACAACAACAACAAACCAGUAAACAACAGUAAUAAUAAUCUUAUCAGUAACAACAACAACAAACCAGCAAACAACAGUGAUAAUAAUCUUAUCAGUAACUCACUAUACAGUAACGAUUAUAGAUUUGAUAGAUCUAAAGCCAACAACUACAACAAAAACAGUAGCAGCAACAAGAACUACAACACAACAUAUCAACAACUACCACAAUUUCGUGUUGUAUACUGUCCUAUCUAUACAUUCAUCGAAAAUCCUUGUUAUUCCAACCACUGUUCUGGUCAUUACUUUUCACAACGUAAUGUGUCUUAUUCUAAUUUUGUCUAUCCUAAUCAGCUGAUUAACCAAAACGCAUCUAUACUGCUAUCAAGGGUGUCAAAUCUGACGACAUUACCAUCCACAAACUCAACAUAUGCUGCGCCAUCAUCAACAUUUUUCUCUGUCACACAGCAACAACAGCAACCAACUGCAUUUCCUCCAGGAAUAGUUCCAUUCAAUCCAUCAGUACCUCCACCCAAUUACAUCCCUCAAUCAAUUGUACCCCCUACGUUUCAAGAUAAUUUGAAUAGCAGUGACCUUAGUAGAAGGAUAUAUUGCUCCAAUUGUGCUCAGCUAGGUCACAGAGCCACAAACUGCAUCGAGCCUUAUAUGAUCUGA
This is a messenger RNA of Helobdella robusta, 1563 nucleotides long. RefSeq lists its product as hypothetical. The record is from RefSeq and is a predicted model, not a curated record. The transcript has a single exon. Bases 1 to 1563 code for a protein of 520 amino acids. Lineage: Eukaryota; Metazoa; Annelida; Clitellata; Rhynchobdellida; Glossiphoniidae.